AUGAGCGCUUCGUCGAUCAUCGCACCGAGCACCGGCCACUCCAGCCACACCUUGGCCGAGGCGAGCAAGGCAUCGCGGCCCCGCUGCGCUCAGUGUCACACUUGCCGCCUCAAACGACUGCGUUGUGACGGGGGCGAGCCUGGCUGCAGCAAGUGCGCUGCCCGGGGCGUGGAAUGCCUGGGCUAUGGCGGCCGGCCGGUUCGCUGGGUCCUUCAGCAAUCUUUCGGCCUGCCGCCUGCCGAGAUCGCCGCGAGACCCGAACAGCACCAGGAGCGUGCGGCGAGACCGGCCAAAGGGGGCGCACAGCGCAAGAAACGGGGGCGGCCGAAGCUGGUCCUCAUGCCGCAGCACGGCAAGGCCGACGAACGAGCCGACAAGAGCAUUGCACGCUGCUACGAGCUUCGGCUGCGGUGUCAUCUGCAGAGGCAGAGACCCAAGCCCGACCCUUCUGCAGGCCUGGAUCCCGUUGAUUACCAGAAUCACCGGCGGGCCCUCCACUCUCUUCGCUACUACAACAGCUAUAUGUGCCCUGAUUUGGUUCUCCUCGACUCGGCCACGAAUCCACACAGGGUUGCCCUCGAAAACUGGCGAUGCAUUCCCGAGCUCAUUAUGGGCAUUAUUGUUUCCACGAGCUUGACGCACCAGGCCAUCAGAUGCUAUGCCCAGCAACCGGGACUGGCGUCCAGGUCAGAGCUCAACGGCGGGGCUCUCGGCAUCCACAGACACCACAUGAGUCUGUUGCGGAGCCCUUCGAUGCCCAUCGUCUAUGAGUAUCACCGGCGGACACUCAGGGCCCUCCAGAAACAGCUGGACGACCCCAGCACACGCUAUGAGGGCCCGGUGCUGAGUGCUAUCGCUGUACUCAUGCGAGUCGAGAUUCAGCAGUCGGCAUUCGGCGCCUGGAAUGCCCACCUCGCCGCAGCCCGAACUGUUAUUGCCCGUCGCAGUGGCUUUGGCCGGCUCGCGACCAAGCUGCUCGAGGCCAUCAUUCGUAUCAAUCUGGCCCGUGCGCUGGGCGGCGAGUCUACACCGGGUGUCGUAGAGCUAGACGCCAUGUCUAGCCGGCUGCUGACGAGCAUUGCGUCGUUUGACGCAGCGACCUGGACCCGGAACCACCUGCAAAAGCCUUUCUCGCCAGCUCUUGCGGAUUCGUCGUCUGAGCCGGAAACCACAAAGGAGCCAGUCCCUGAAGAGAGGCUGCGGGCAGAUAAAGGCGAGGCGGUCGGGACGGAACUGGCUGGGGCUCGCGAGGUGGUUCACGAGAUGUGCCAAGACUUGGCCAAGGCGUUUCAGUACGCAGUGAUGCUCUACUGCAUCCGCACAUUGCACGUUGAUCGAAAGCGACGACGCCGGCGUGGUGGGCCAGGACCCAUGGCGUCCCAAGCCACCGCCGUCAUCCGCGAGGGCUUGGUCAUGGACGCGGAGUCGGCGCGGGACUGGGCACUGGCGCGGCUUAUGGAUGCACUACAUCGGCUCUGGGCUCGCGAGGAGGACAGGGCUCGAGGUGCCGCAUGGUGUGGCAAGUUUUCAUUCUGGCCGCUCUUCAUGGCGGGGAUGGAGGCUGGUGCAAGCGCCAGGGACCGAGGGUUCAUCUGCCACGCUCUGCGUCAGCUCUGCUUUUACCUCGGGGACCCAAGCCCGCUCGAUGCCGUGUCAUUCCUACAGCUCGUCUGGCGCAAGACGGCGGGUGGCGCGGGAAGCGAUGCACGAGAACAGCAAAUGUCGUGGGACGAGCGACUUGUGCCCGCGGGCGUGUGA
Messenger RNA from Hirsutella rhossiliensis, 1758 nucleotides. RefSeq names its product fungal specific transcription factor domain-containing protein. Gene Ontology annotation, biological process: positive regulation of transcription by RNA polymerase II. The transcript is spliced from 4 exons. NCBI's taxonomy places the organism in Eukaryota, Fungi, Ascomycota, Sordariomycetes, Hypocreales, Ophiocordycipitaceae. Gene Ontology annotation, cellular component: nucleus. Bases 1 to 1758 code for a protein of 585 amino acids. The record is from RefSeq and is a predicted model, not a curated record. Gene Ontology annotation, molecular function: transcription cis-regulatory region binding; DNA-binding transcription factor activity, RNA polymerase II-specific; zinc ion binding.